AUGGCCGACCCGGAGAUGGACGAGGAUCUGUUUGCCGAUCUCUACGACGGCGAAGCAGACGAACCAGCACCUCCAGCCAAGACAGAGCAGAAGCCUCCCACACCUGAGCCAGCGCCAGUGCAGCAGGAUGCCCAGCCUGAGGAGACCAAUAUGGAAGCUGUGGAUGACUUCAACAUCAACACCGAGCCUCAAAAUUAUGGCGGGGGCUUUCAAGGUGUACAGCAGAGUCAGCAAGACCACAAUGAUGACUACGACAAGCCGAUCAGCAUCAAAGAUGAUGGAAAAAUGUUCAUUGGUGGACUCAACUGGGAGACCACAGACCAAUCACUUAAGGAGUACUUCUCGCAAUACGGUGAUGUCGUCGACUGCCAAGUUAUGCGUGAUGGCGCCACUGGACGCUCUCGCGGCUUCGGCUUUCUCACGUUCAAGGACCCGAAGACGGUCAACAUCGUCAUGGUUAAGGAGCACUUCCUGGAUGGCAAGCUAAUCGAUCCGAAGCGUGCUAUCCCACGUGAGGAGCAGGAGCGUACGGCGAAGAUCUUCGUCGGCGGUGUCAGCCAGGAGUGUACCGACGUCGAGUUUAGGGAAUUCUUCGAAGCGUACGGCCGCGUGCUCGAUGCCACCCUGAUGAUGGACAAGGACACCGGACGUCCCCGUGGCUUCGGCUUCGUCACCUUCGACAACGAGGCAGCCGUCGACCGCACGCUCGAAGGCCCUCUCGCGAUCCACGGCAAGAUGAUCGAAGUCAAGCGUGCUGAGCCGCGCGGCAACCUCCGCGACGGUGAGGGCGGAGGACACGGCAAGUUCGGGCGUGGAGGUAGACAGAUGCCGUUCAACACCCACACCAACGACGCCCAGCAGAACCAAGCGAUGGGCCAACAGAACGGCGGUGGCAACAACAUGAGUCCGGCGAUGAUGGCGCAGUACUGGCAACGCAUGCAGCAGUACUUCCAGAUGAUGCAGCAGCAAAUGAUGGCCGGUGGCGGCGGCGGCGGCGGCGGCGGCAUGAACCCGAUGGCGGCGAUGCAGAACCCACAGAUGAUGCAGCAGAUGAUGGCGCGUCAAGGCAUGAACCCGCAGAUGAUGGCGCAGAUGCAGCAGCAGAUGGGCGGCGGAGGCGGAGGAGGCAUGCCAGGCUACCCGGGAGGUCCGCAGGGCCCAGGCUCGCCGAUGAACGGAGGGCAGGGCCAGCGUCCGGGCAGUGCAUCGGGUUUCACGGCGCAGGAGCAGUUGAUGUUCGAGCAGCAGAAGUACGAGCGCCAGACGAACGCGCGCAUGCAGCAGGGCAGCUACAACGGCAACCAGACGUGGGAUGGGAUGUACGACGACGUGCCUGCGCCGGACGGCAUGCAGGGCAACAUGCGUGGAGGUUUCGGAGGACGAGGUGGGCGCGGUGGUGGUCGUGGCGGGUUCGGAAGCCCUGCUCCAGCUGGUCAGGCUCCUGCCAAUGCUCCUACUGGGCCGAAGAACGCUGGGCCGGGCUCGAACUACCGUGGCGGAGGUCGAGGCGGACGGGCGCGAUUCCAUCCUUACGGCGGUCGUGGAUGA
This is a messenger RNA of Saxophila tyrrhenica, 1548 nucleotides long. RefSeq lists its product as uncharacterized. Gene Ontology annotation, molecular function: mRNA binding. The record is from RefSeq and is a predicted model, not a curated record. The coding region runs from base 1 to 1548 and encodes 515 amino acids. Gene Ontology annotation, biological process: regulation of translation. The transcript has 5 exons. Lineage: Eukaryota; Fungi; Ascomycota; Dothideomycetes; Mycosphaerellales; Extremaceae.